AUGACGUCAAACAGCGCUUUGUUGAACGCAGCCCACGCCAUGCUCUCUUCCGAUCUGUUGCCCAAUGUGAAUCUGUCUAGUUUUGAUAAACUAGUAACCGACGAUGAGUUGCGCGAUUUCCUAAAAUUAUACGAAAAAUAUAACUAUCCGAAACGUAAUUCCACACACGAACCGGAAUGCCAUGACUACUGCACGGGCGAAUUGUAUCAGAUGUUGCGCACCUACAAUGGUGUGCAUGGCUACGUGGCGUUGUUGAUUUGCAUAUUCGGCACAAUUGCAAACAUCCUAAACAUAAUCGUCCUAACCAAAAAGGAUAUGGCCAAAGCGCCCAUCAACAAAAUACUCAAAUGGCUGGCGAUAGCAGAUAUGUUUGUGAUGAUCGAGUACAUACCAUUCGCAUCCUACCAGUACAUCUACAUGAAACCAGGCGAGAAGGACUUCAGCUAUGCUUGGGCGGUGUUCCUCCUUUUUCAUAUGCAUUUUACCCAAGUCUUGCAUACGAUUUCCAUUGGACUGACGGUAACAUUGGCGAUAUGGCGUUAUGUGGCCAUAAGGCAUCCACAUGGACGAUUCGCAGCCUUCCUCUUGUCACAUUGCAAUGAAGCCAUUAUAUUCUCCUUCAUAGUUUCUCCGAUUGUCUGCUUUCCCACAUUGUUUGUGUUCAAGGUGGGCGAGAGUUAUGUGGACGAUAGUACGGAGCCGUUAUACCACGUCUAUGCGGACAAGGAUACGCAUUUGUACAGAAUUAACUUUUGGAUUCAUUCGGUGAUUAUUAAGUUGUUGCCCUGCUGCAUUCUAACGGUGAUUAGCUUCAUAUUGGUACGAGUACUGUGUGAGGCAUCGAAGCGUAAGCAAAAGCUGAAGGAAUAUAACAAUCCGGGAAAAGGUGGCGCCAAUGGUGGCGGUAGCUGUGGCGGCGAAGUGCCACUGACGGACACACAACGACAUCCACAACGACCCCCAAAAUGUGAUCGCCGCACUGAUCGCACCACAAUGCUGUUGGUGGCCGUACUCAUACUCUUCCUGGUCACCGAAUUUCCCCAGGGUAUACUAGGCCUGCUAUCGGGUGUUUUGGAGAAAUGCUUCUUCUUUGUUUGCUAUCCACCCUUCGGUGAAAUGAUGGAUCUGCUGGCGCUCAUAAAUGCCGCGGUUGGCUUCGUACUCUAUGGCCUAAUGUCGAAACAAUUCCGCACAACAUUCAAAUCAUUAUUUUUCAAGAAGAAUUUCGGUAGCAUGGAAAUGACACGACUGACGCGGGUCACCACGACGUGUGUUUGA
Anastrepha obliqua is the source of this 1278-nucleotide messenger RNA. Its product is annotated as G-protein coupled receptor dmsr-1. The transcript is spliced from 6 exons. Lineage: Eukaryota; Metazoa; Arthropoda; Insecta; Diptera; Tephritidae. The coding region runs from base 1 to 1278 and encodes 425 amino acids. Gene Ontology annotation, biological process: G protein-coupled receptor signaling pathway. The record is from RefSeq and is a predicted model, not a curated record. Gene Ontology annotation, molecular function: G protein-coupled peptide receptor activity. Gene Ontology annotation, cellular component: membrane.